CUGCUCAUGGCUGACUCAUGAUUUGAAGUUCUUCGAAGUACAACUGGAAUUUCGCUUGAAAUUUCUCCCCUAAUUUAUCCCAAAGGCCUUGAUAUUCGGUCAACAUGACUGAAGUUAUCUCUGGACUCGUCUCCGAGGCUAAAAAGAACAAAUUCUCCUCAAUUCCGAAGCUGUCUGAGGAAGAUAUUGUCAGCGUCUGGGAGAAUGUAUCUCAAUUCAUUAUCAAACAAAUGAAACUUCAGAAGGGAGUCGCAAUUCCAGGUCUAGGGGURUUUACUUUCAGUCAAAGGAAACUGGAUGUCGGAAAUAAUAAGUUUAUAUUGAUGCAACGGCCCGUMUUUGUGCUGUCCGAAAAGUUUGCAAUGACMCACGGMUUGACAAGCUCCAAACAGUAUACAUCUGGUCAGAUUCCAGUAGUCCAGCUCAAUUUUGCUGCAUUAUCUUAUGAAACACCUUUUGACAGAGAYAAUGUCGAAAGUUGUGUAAAAGAGGUCUUACAAGCUCUAAGCCGGUCAAUUCAAGCAAAGAGAAAUGUUGAAUUCCACUUCUCUGGAAUGGGAAGGCUAUCUAUUCGGGACUCCAAAGUCAAGAUGAAAUUUUAUAAAGAUUUUGUUAAAAGCAUGGAYGGMUCAGGAAGUCUUCUCAGAGCUCUUUCUAAUAGACCAGAAACGGCAGAUUCUGUGGUAUCCGAAGGUUUCUUCACACCAAGACCUCAUACUAGUAACACAUUGGUCCUUCCUCGGAUCCAACCAGGGGCUGGGCUAGACAAGAAACAAUCAGAUGCUGCCAUGGUAACCAUUGCUGAAGAAGAUGAUGUAAUUGAUGAGGAUGAAUUAAAUAAUACUAACGAAGACGUAGUAGGUGGUGAUGAUACAGAACGUGGUCCAAAGGAACAUAUACCAAAAGUCGAAUUAUUAUUAGGGGACACUACUACCGAAGAACAAGUUCAACAAAAACCUCCAGCUCCUGCUCAAUCUCCACCGCAACAAACUCGAUCCAGAUCCCCUCUUUCACCCGCCAAAGCAACUGCUGUAAGCUACAGUGCUCUAGAUCAGCCUGCCACUCCCGUGAGGACCCCUACUAGGAAAAAGACGGCGGACUCGGUUUCCAGGGAGCGAACUGUUGAAAAAUCGAUUGAUGCUGGAUCGAAGUUAAGUCCGACCGAUCUAUUUGACUUACCACGUACUCAAAGCAAGACGCAGAUUGUGAAGGAGCCAGUUUCYCGUACAGAAAGCAGAUGCACAGUCCAUGGCUCUAGAGGAGGGCAGGAAUUGUGUUACCUCUGCCACCAGCGAGCAGAAAAGAACGUACCUGUCUAUCUAAGUGAGGAAAGACGUCGUAAAGAAAUGGAACAGGACCGUUUACUACAAGARUACCAACACCAAAAGGACGCWGAGGCCAUCUUGGCUGAACAGAACAAGAACAUGGAGAAUCGUCGGUACAACCAGAAAGUUGCUGCCUUCAAUCUUGGUGCCGCUGAAGCAGUGAAGGAUAAGAAUAAUGCACGGCCAACUGACUUUUCUAGAUCYUAUUUGUUUCAAAACCGUGCUCUGACGCCUCCACGCUUCAUACAACAAAAAGCGUAUUCAGAAAACUUAAAAGGCCAGGUUACAGCCAAGAGUCAAAAGCUAAGUCGUCUUGCGCGAGAACAGGAAUUUCUUGACAGAUUGGAGCAAAUACAGCUAGCGGAGGACCUUGCUCUUCAAAGAGAGCAAUAUCUCCGAGAGAAGAAAAUCACAAGCGAUCUUUACAAGAAAGCUUUAGACACACAGGUUCGUUUCAAGCCUCUACCAAUUCCAGCUCUUGAGCCCGACUCAAGUGGUCCCAUAUUUGGAAUCCAUGAUGUCACAGAAGAAAAGCUUGAAGAGCAGCGAAGACGKGCACGUAAAUUGUACCGUGAACAACUUGACAUGGUUUCACAGAAGAAACGUGAGGCCAUAUUGAAUGAUUUACGCAACCAAAAGGAGGAGGUUGAUAUGCUGGAACGAACUAAAAGAGAUAUUAUCCUUGAUCGCUCAGUGCGACAUCAAGAACACCUUCAGACUCGUCGCUCACUCGAGCAAUCCUGGGCAGAGCACGUGCAGAAGAAGAARUCACGUGAAGACGAAGAGAGGGAACGUAGCUUGUCCCCAGGAAUGCUCAUCCAUGAGCAAUGCGACAAGUACAAGCGGUGUAACCAAUGCGGUAGACGCCCACAGAACUGCGGGGAGUCAAACGUCUGGUCAGAAUCUCGCUACGUCCCCGGCUCCCGUCUCAUCGUCUAGCCUUUCGCACUCCACGGCUCUUCAAACAUAUUGUAAAUCUUUCAAAAAAGCAACAGCUUUUUCUGCUACUUCAAAAUAAUUUAUUGAUCAUAGUUUUCCAUGUCCUGCCAAUAUUUGAGUUUAUCUUAGGCGAUAUGGGAUCCCUGUGUACGAUCAUAGGAAAGAGGACUGGGCAACAGCGAAUAUUUCAUAGUAAUAUAACUGGCAUGAUUAGCAAUACGAAAUAACUGUAAAUCAAACAGUAAGAAAUCACAGUGUGAUAGUAUCAAUUCUUUGCAGAUAUUAUAAAUAGUGUGUUCAUCAAGUGUGCUUUUACAAUAAAAAAAAUAUAUAUACGAAAUUCUUAAAAAAUAACGCGUUGG
Messenger RNA from Exaiptasia diaphana, 2626 nucleotides. RefSeq names its product coiled-coil domain-containing protein 81. Gene Ontology annotation, cellular component: centrosome. The record is from RefSeq and is a predicted model, not a curated record. The transcript is spliced from 16 exons. The coding region runs from base 105 to 2264 and encodes 719 amino acids. NCBI's taxonomy places the organism in Eukaryota, Metazoa, Cnidaria, Anthozoa, Actiniaria, Aiptasiidae.